Messenger RNA from Xenopus laevis (African clawed frog), 6350 nucleotides. It is a transcript of the gene tmem145.S, whose product is annotated as transmembrane protein 145 S homeolog. Gene Ontology annotation, biological process: response to pheromone; G protein-coupled receptor signaling pathway. The record is from RefSeq and is a predicted model, not a curated record. The coding region runs from base 292 to 1935 and encodes 547 amino acids. Gene Ontology annotation, cellular component: membrane. Lineage: Eukaryota; Metazoa; Chordata; Amphibia; Anura; Pipidae. The transcript is spliced from 15 exons.
UGGUUCAGCCCGUGCACAAGUGCAGCUCCCAGUCCCCUCUCCCCAUAUCCCGUGUCUCUGCAGUGCUCGCCCCCGUGUCCUCCUGUGCCCGCGCUGUGCUCCGUUCCCCCGGUGGUGCCGCCUCCUGUCCCCCCCCUACACGCCGUGGUACAAUCCAUCAGCUGCUGAGCCUGUGCACCACUGUGUCCCUUCCCCGGCCGCCGGCUCCUUCCCUGAUCUGAACAACUGCUGGAAUCCACCACCGCCCUCCGGACUUCCCUAGAGCCACACUUGUCAGCCUCCCACUCGGUGAUGGGGCCCCACGCGGGCCCCGGGAUGUUACUGCUUCUCCUCGGCUUCCUGCGGAUCAGUGCGGCCAAAUAUGUGCGGGGAAACCUCAGCACCAAGGAGGACUGGGUAUUUCUUACACGAUUCUGUUUCUUGUCAGAUUUUGGUCGCCUGGAAUUUAAAUUUAAAUAUCCAGAGGCAAAAUGCUGUCAAAACAUACUACUUUAUUUUGAUGAUCCUUCCCAGUGGCCGGCUGUGUACAAGAAGGACAACAAGGAUUGUUUGAUGAAGGAAUCUGUCAUCCGUCCAGAGAACAACCAGGUCAUUAAUUUAACAACGCAGUAUGUUUGGUCUGGAUGUCAGGUGAUAAAGGAGGCCGGGCAGAGUUAUUUGAGCUGUAAUAGCGGAAGAAGUUUCCGGUCUGUGCGUGAGAGAUGGUGGUAUAUUGCGCUCAGCAAGUGUGGUGGGGAGGGGCUGCAGUUGGAAUAUGAGAUGACUCUCACAAAUGGCAAAUCAUUCUGGACACGGCACUUUUCUGCAGAUGAAUUUGGGAUCCUAGAGACCGAUAUCACCUUCCUUGUAAUCUUCAUUCUCAUCUUGCUGCUGUCAUGUUAUUUUGGCUAUAUUUUGAGGGGUCGGCAGCUUUUACACACCACUUACAAAAUGUUUAUGGCAGCAGCUGGAGUCGAGGUUCUCAGCCUGCUGUUAUUCUGUGUCUACUGGGGCCAAUAUGCGCAAGACGGAGUUGGCAGCAGCAGCAUCAAAGUUCUAGCCAAACUCCUGUUCUCUGCCAGUUUCCUGAUAUUUCUGCUGAUGCUGAUCCUUCUGGGAAAAGGAUUCACUGUUACCAGAGGUCGCAUUAGUCACCUGGGCUCCAUCAAGCUGUCUGUAUAUAUGACACUGUAUACGGUGACGCACACGGUGCUUUUUAUACAUGAGGCACAGUUCUUUGAUCCUGCUCAAGUCUUGUACACGUACGAGUCCCCAGCGGGAUACGGUAACAUUGCGUUACAGUUUCUUGCCUACAUUUGGUUCUGUUACGCUGUGCUGGUGACUCUUAAACACUUUCCAGAGAAACAGGCAUUUUAUGUGCCCUUCUUUGCAGCUUAUACUCUCUGGUUCUUUGCAGUUCCGGUCAUGGCUCUGAUUGCAAAUUUCGGGAUCCCUAAAUGGGCACGUGAGAAAAUUGUGAAUGGGAUCCAGCUGGGAAUCCACCUGUACGCACAUGCAGUCUUUCUGAUCAUCACGAGACCUUCAGCAGCCAAUAAAAACUUUCCCUAUCACGUGCGCACCUCUCAGAUUGGGAUUAUGGAACAGAGCACCGAGAAGUUCCCCCAUCACGUGUAUGGAAAUGUCACCUUUAUCAGUGAUUCUGUCCCCAACGUCACCGAGCUUUUCUCGAUUCCAAGCAGCAAUGGGAGUGAUGGAGGGAUAACUAAGCCUGUACCGUACCCUGUAUCUCUUGGGCAGUGCUAUUCACAAAUAACCACUGACUCUCAUCAUGUGAUCAGCCCCCCAAUACUGAACGGCGUUCCUGGAGUUCAGAAGGUGCCAGUGGGAGAAACACAGCUUGGUGUGCUUCAGCAACUGCAUGCCCCUCAGAUACAUCAUCAGAAUGGGUUCCCUGAAUAUUUCAGCAUCCGCUCUGCAGGACCGCAACCCAUGUAGAGUCAUCAUUGGCAGUGGGAACCUGCUGCACAUUGUGGUCCAACAUGAGCCAAAAUGGACCUUCUAAAGCCACACAUAGACUGAUUUUCUGAGCCAGAUACCCUGCCUGUGUGUAAAUGUUGGAAUAAAUGAGAAAGGGUGUGUGAGUAGGAAUGUGUUGGUGUACACUACUUGCUGUUAUGUAUGUGUCAGUAUGUGCUUGCGUUUGUAGCCCUUUCUUUUGGAAUAUGUGGAUUGUCCUUAAUAUUUCCAUUACAUAUGUCUUUGAUAAUUUCUAAUGCCGAUUACCUUUUCCAUUUGCAUCUCCCUAUAGUUCAGGUAUUUUUUUUUCUGUGCCUAUUUAUAUUUUCAAACCCCAUUGCAGCUUUACUUUGUUUAUUUUUGUAAGUAGCUUUUAGCCCCUGUUUAUUUUCUGAAAGCGAAUUCCUGUGUCUCUUUGUAUCAUCAGCUUUUAUCAUAUCUGUAGUUCCUUGUCUCUCUGUAUCAGGUCUGUGUUGUUUCCUCUUUUCCCCCAUACCAAGUCUCUGUAGAUUUGUAUCCCUAUGUAAGUUCUAUAUAUGUCAUUUGCUCUCUUCUCAUGUCAUCUUUCAGUAAUUUCCUCUCUCUGUGUGUAUCACAUGUGUAGUCUCUACUUAUAACAUACUUGUAGUUUCCUCUCUCUUUGCAUCAUCUCUCUGUAGUUUCCUGCCCCACACAUAUCACACCUGUAGUUUCCUCUCUCCUUCUGUUAUCUCUGUAGUUUCCUGUCUCUACAUGUAUCAUAUCUGUAGUUUCCUGUCUACUUAUAUCAUUCAUAUAGUCUCCUCUCUCAUUUUAUAAUCUAUCUGUAGUUUCCUGUCUCUACAUGUAUCAUAUUUGUAAUUUCUUCUCUCCUUGUAUCAUAUUUCUGUAGCUUCCUAUCUCUACAUGUAUUAUACAUGUAGUUUCCUGUCUCUACAUGUAUAAUAUCUAUAGUUUCCCAUCUUUCCAUGUGUCCUAUCUCUGUAGUUCACUCUUUUUCCUGUCAUCUCUUUAGUUCAUUGUUUCACCAGUUUCAUGUUUGUAGUCUCCUAUCCUAUCCUUCUAGUUUUCUUUCUCCUGCAUGUCAUCUCUUUCUAGCAUCUAUUUUCCUGUCUCACCAUAUUAAUAUCUCCUGUCUCUCCAUAUGUUGUAUCUCUGUAUUUUCCUGUUUAUCCCAUAUCAUCUGUUCCUAGUGUCCUAUGUAUUUCUUUAGUUAUUUAUCUCAUAUUUUUAUAUCUGUUUACACCUGUCUCUCCAUAUGUCCUAUCUCUGUAGUUUCCUAUACCCGUGUCAUGUCUCUAUAUUUCCCUGCCUCUAACUUUGUCAUAGCUCUAGUUUCCUCUCUUUCUUGUCGUCUAUCUAGUUCCUUGCCUCAUCUUUUUCGUAUCUGUAGCCUGCUAUCUUCUCCAUAUGUUCUACUUCUGUAGUUUCCUCUCUCCCCUGUAAUCUCUUUCUAGUUCCUGUCUCUCCUUAUGUCUUAUUUUUGCAGUUUACUCUCUUCAUAUUUGUAGUUUCCUUUCUGUCAUGUCCUAUAUCAGUAGUUUUUAUACUAUGUCUGUAGUUACCUGUCUCUGCAUCCAUAUCUGUAGUUUCCUCUAUUAGUCUGUUUCAUCAUCUUCCUGUAAUUUCCUACUUCCCCCAUGUCAUUUCCUUGUAAUUUCUUUCUUACCCAUGUAAUUUCCCUGUCGUCCCUCUGCCUACUUUUGCCAUCUCUGUAGCUUCCCAUCUCCCUUGCACCAUCUCUUUAUAGUUUUGGGUGACUUUUUCCUUCCAUGACUCUCAUGACUUACUAAUUACUUUUCAUUUUUACCUCAGUUUGUUUCCUUACUUCUUACUUUUUACUUUUUGUUAUCAAUCUCUAUUAGACUCUUCCUGCAGUUUGUAAUUUACUAUCUGAUCUUCCAAGUCUUUCCUGGUGCACCUGUGGGGAGGUUUGGUCUCUUUCUUUUGUAUUUGAUGAUGGAUUCCUGUCUUUUCCUGAUCCGCUUCCUCCCCGGAGUCCUGACUUUUUGUUCCACUUGUUAUAGUUUCCUCUAGCUGUCUUUAUGACUGUUUUUAGUUUCUUGUCUUUAGUUAUGCGGGCUAUCUGCUGUUUCUGGUUAUUCUAACUGCCUGUAUUUCCAAGUAUUUCUCUGUUCCUGAUGAUUACUGUCUUAGGAAUUACUAGUUUCCUCUGUCUCUUUGUUUCCUCUGCCUGUAUUUUUCUUCUAUGUAUAGUUUCCUAGUGUAGUUUUCUCCCUCUUUUCCGCCUGUAUUUUUUGUCUCUCUUUCUCUUCUCAGUUACCUCUGCCCCCUCUUCGUGUCAAUGAUAUUAUUUGCCUGUACCUGCUGCCCAUGGUCUCUGUUCCAACCUACAUUCCUUUAUUGUGUCUCUCUAGAUCAGGGGUCCCCAACCUCUUCUACUUGUGAGCCACAUUCAAUUGUAAAAAGAGUUGGGGAGCAGCACAAGCAAGAACAAAAAUUUCCGUUUCUUGUGGUGCCAAAUAAGGUCUAUGAUUUUCUAUUUGGUAGCCCCUGUGUGCACUGGCAGCCAACUGGAGGCUCUGUAUGACUGUACACCUGAUUUUAUGCAACCAAAACAUGACUCUAAGCCAAGAUUCAUAAAUAAGCACCUACUUUGAGGGCACUGGGAGCAACAUCCAAGGGGUGCUGAGCCACAUGUUGCUCGCGGGCCACUAGUUGGGGAUCACUGCUCUAGAUCUAUGGUACUUCUCUUCUUUUCACCUAGUUGUAUUUUUGUUUCCCACUGCCUUUGGUUUCUUGUCUCUUCAUUCUACCUAAAUUCGUCCCAACAUACUCCUCUGUGCUGCCUUUGUUUCUCUAUUAUAUCUGCAUGUUGCCUGCCUGUGUUUCAUCUAAUGGUUACCUGUAGUUUGUUGCGUAUCUUCUUAUUUCCUCUCUUUAGCUGUCUAUGUCUCGCAACCCCAACCAUCUCUUGAUUCCCCUGUCUCCACUUUCUGUCUCUUCUCCACAACUGUCAGCUGCCCAUGUGUCUUUACCCCAGCCAUCUCUUGUUUCUUAUCUCUCCAAUUUUUUGUCUCUUCUUCCCAACUAUCUAUAUGCCCAUGUCUCUCCACACUGAAGCCAUUUAUAAAUUCGUGUAUUUGUUUUCGUGUCUCUCUUCUUUUCAGCUGUCUUUGGUGUCCCAUAUCUCUCCAUUUCCCUUUGGAUUUUUCCUACUUCUUAGUUGCCUGUAGUUUCUUCUCACAGUUGAUGCACUUAAGGUCCCAAGAUGAUUUUCCUCAGACUUUCUACAGGUCCUUCUUGCAUUAUUACUUUAUUUAUUUUUAUUUUAUUUAUUUUACAUGCAAUAGGGCUCAUUUAUUAACUCAAGUGCAAAGUGAAAAAUGCAUUCAAAAUUGCACCAAUCAGAUGCUAUUCACAAAGGUAUUAUCUGCGUUCGUGCACUCUCCUCUGCACAUUGCUUCUUCUUUGCAGAAAAACUUGAUACAAGACAGCCCAGGAAUUACAUCCAGAGAUUUUCUUUUGUUUAUUGCACCUACACAUGCAACGGACACUGUGCUAAUUGCCAUGUUGGGAAUUACAUUCUUUUCACCCCUGUUGAUGCAAGCAACUUUUGCAUAAUUUACCAGUGCAGAAAAAUAAAGUACAGUUAGUACAGUGGUAAAGUACAGUCAAUUUGCAGCACAUGCCCACAAGAAUGGACACAUUAUGAAUUUUGCACUUUUUUUAGUAGCUGAGGCCUAAUUGCUGCAUGCACUUUCCUGCAGAACAUUCUUUAUAUUUCAGUUUCGUAUUUUCUAUUCUUACCACUAGACCUUACACAUGCUGAUGAAUGGGAGUCUUUUCUUGGAAGUAUAGCUGCUGAUGUGUAGGGUUAGGUAGUGUGUGUGUCUAAACAUAAAGUCUGACUCUGUACUAAGUAAAGCAGCACUAUAGAUAUAGCACAUACAGAGCGGAUAUUAAUGUAAAAGGGGGCGCUAUGGCACAUAAAUACGUUUACGCCUGUAAGCAUGUUUUCUAAUCUUUUUCUUUUUGCCUCUUGUUACCUCUGAUAGAAUUGUGUUUUUUAUAGUGAAGUUGAAUCCCCAGAAGGUGGUGUAAUGCAGCCCUGUGCUACCUUGUUAACCCCCCAACUGUACAUGUACGUUUUGUCUGUACAGGGAGCCACAUGUUCAUAACAUCUAAUGAUUAGGCUUUUUAUAACUUACUGGCAUGUUAGGAUUCUGGAGUUCAAAGUGACCUUACAUUGUCAUCUGUUACUUACAAGAACCCCACUACAACUUCUCUCUUCUAACAGUGGGAGAUCUUAGCCACUCAUGUCUGCUGAUCAUUUGGUGCACCCUGUUCAUUUCAAGUGCUUGGUCUUCAUUUUACAGCUGCUGAAACUCCUCAUAAAACUUACAAGAAGUCAAGCUUAUUGACUUGCAAAAUAAAUAUCAUUUUUAUAUACA